AUGGCGCCAGUUCCAGACUCAGAUACGCCGUCGCAGGCCGAUACCCCUAUGACAGACGCGAAUGAGGAGCCGGUCACCUCGGUGCCCGUGGAUAAUGCAGACGCGCCGAUGACGGACCAAACUAACGCGAUCCAGGAUUCGGACACGAACCCGAAUACCACAGCUAGCAGUGUUGCAGGCGACACAGUCCCAAUGGAUGGCCGGAAAAGACGAUCGGAAGCUUUUCACUUGAGAAAAAGUGUUUUGGGCAAGAAACAUGGUCGUCUGGAUGAAUCCAAGGAAGAGGACUCUAUCCGCCGAUUUCGCUAUCUACUGGGACUUACCGAUCUGUUCCGCCACUUCAUCGAGACUAAUCCGAACCCGCGCAUCAAAGAGAUCAUGGCUGAAAUAGACCGACAAAAUGCCGCCGAAGAGGCAAAAGCUAAGAAAGGAUCGUCCCGAUCAGGAGGUGCGGGUGGUGAAAGACGUCGCAGGACCGAACAAGAGGAAGAUGCAGAACUACUCAAGGACGAAAAGAGCGGGGCCGAGACCGGAACGGUCUUUCGGGAGUCUCCUCCCUUUGUCAACGGCGAAAUGCGUGAUUAUCAGAUCGCCGGUCUGAACUGGCUGGUUUCCCUACAUGAAAACGGAAUUUCGGGUAUCCUGGCAGACGAGAUGGGUCUGGGCAAGACUCUGCAGACCAUCUCCUUCCUGGGGUAUUUGAGACAUGUCUGCGAUAUUCCCGGUCCGCAUCUUGUUGCGGUUCCCAAAUCCACUCUCGAUAACUGGAAGCGCGAAUUCCAGAAGUGGACCCCCGAGGUUAAUGUCCUUGUCCUCCAGGGCGACAAGGAAGAGCGCCAUAAACUCAUCAACGAACGUCUCUUGGACGAAGAUUUUGAUGUGUGCAUCACAAGUUACGAAAUGGUUCUUCGCGAAAAGUCGCAUCUUAAGAAGUUUGCCUGGGAGUAUAUCAUCAUCGAUGAGGCUCACCGUAUCAAGAACGAAGAGUCCUCUCUUUCCCAGAUCAUCCGGGUUUUCCACUCUCGGAACAGACUGCUGAUUACUGGCACCCCGCUUCAGAACAACCUGCAUGAACUUUGGGCGCUUCUGAACUUCCUUCUGCCUGAUGUCUUUGGCGACUCGGAAGCCUUUGACCAGUGGUUUUCCAGUCAAGACUCCGACCAGGACACUGUUGUGCAACAACUUCACCGUGUCCUGCGACCCUUCCUGCUGCGACGUGUCAAGAGUGAUGUCGAGAAAAGCUUGCUCCCGAAGAAAGAGGUCAAUCUGUAUGUGCCCAUGUCAGAGAUGCAGGUGAAGUGGUACCAGAAGAUCCUUGAGAAGGAUAUCGACGCUGUGAAUGGUGCUGCCGGAAAGCGGGAAUCGAAGACCCGCCUGUUGAACAUUGUCAUGCAGCUUCGGAAAUGUUGCAACCACCCCUACCUCUUCGAGGGGGCUGAACCCGGCCCCCCUUAUACAACAGAUGAGCAUCUCGUGUACAAUGCGGGCAAGAUGGUCAUUCUUGAUAAACUUCUGAGCCGCAUGCAGAAGCAAGGCAGCCGUGUCCUUAUCUUCUCGCAAAUGAGCCGUGUCCUUGAUAUAUUGGAAGAUUACUGUGUGUUUAGGGAGUACAAUUACUGUCGUAUAGAUGGAACGACUGCCCACGAGGACCGCAUCGCUGCGAUUGACGACUACAACCGGCCUGGUUCGGACAAGUUCAUUUUCCUUCUCACAACCAGAGCAGGAGGGUUGGGUAUCAACCUGACAACCGCGGAUAUCGUUGUCCUUUACGACAGCGAUUGGAAUCCUCAGGCUGAUCUUCAGGCCAUGGAUCGCGCCCAUCGCAUUGGUCAGACGAAGCAGGUAGUGGUCUUCCGGUUUGUCACGGAAAAUGCAAUCGAAGAAAAGGUCCUGGAGCGGGCGGCCCAGAAGUUGAGAUUGGACCAACUCGUUAUCCAGCAAGGCCGUGCCCAACAGCAGACCAAAAAUGCUGCUUCCAAGGAAGAGCUCUUGGGAAUGAUUCAGCACGGAGCAGCCAAUGUUUUCAGCACACAAGGAUCGACGGGACCCCUUACUACCGAGAAGCAAAUUUCUGAAGAUGACAUCGAUGCGAUCCUGCGCAAGGGCGAGGAACGCACGGCGGAACUCAACAAGAAGUACGAAAAGCUGGGUAUCGAUGAUCUACAGAAGUUCAGUUCGGAAAAUGCGUACGAAUGGAACGGCAAAGACUUUACGGACCGCAAAAAAGACAUCGGCCUCACCUGGAUCAACCCGGCAAAGCGUGAGCGGAAAGAGCAAUUUUACUCCAUCGACAAGUACUAUCGCCAGGCCCUGGCGACUGGUGGAAGAACUGCUGAUCCCAAACCCAAGGUUCCUCGUGCGCCCAAGCAGGUUAAUGUUCAUGACUGGCAGUUCUUCCCUCCUGGCUUGCAGGAUCUUCAGGACAAGGAAACCGCGUACUUCCACAAGGAGAUUGGUUACAAAGUCCCACUUCCUGAAGGACCCGAAGAAGAGCUCAGUGAACGUGAGGCAGAACGGGAUUUGGAACAACAAGAGAUCGACAACGCCGUUCCCCUGACUGAGGAAGAGCAGGCCCUGAAAGCAAAGAUGUCCGAAGAAGGUUUCGCAACAUGGAACCGCCGUGACUUCCAACAGUUUAUCAAUGGUUCUGCCAAGUUUGGUCGCACUGACUACGAGGGUAUCGCGACCGAAGUGGACAGCAAAGACCCUGACGAAGUGGAAGCAUAUGCGCAAGUCUUCUGGAAGCGAUACACCGAGAUCCAAGACUACCCCAAGUAUCUUCGUGUCAUUGAGCAAGGGGAGGAGAAGCUGCGCAAGAUGAACCACCAGCGCAAGAUGCUUCGCAAGAAGAUGCAAAUGUAUCGUGUCCCUCUCCAGCAACUCAAGAUCAACUACACAGUGUCGACGACCAACAAGAAGGUGUAUACUGAAGAGGAAGACCGAUUCUUGCUGGUCAUGCUGGACAAGUAUGGAGUCGACGGGGAGGGACUUUAUGAGAAGAUCCGCGACGAGAUCCGCGAGUCCCCGCUCUUCCGUUUUGACUGGUUCUUCCUCAGCCGGACCCCUGUUGAGAUCGGACGUCGAUGCACGACAUUGCUGAACACUGUCGCCAAAGAAUUUGAGGCCCCUGAUGGAAAGGCAAACGGCGAGGCCGGCAAAGGCCGUGGACGCGACCGGGACGAUGACGAUGUUGAGAACGAUGAUGAUGGAGCGCCAGCGAAGAAGAAGAGCAAGAGCGGUGCCGUGAAUAAGCAGGUUAAAGCUGUGAAAGGUGGCAGUAAGGCCAACUCCACGUCGACAUCGCGGGCAGCCAGCGUGUCAUCGAACCCGGCGCCAAAGUCCAAGUCUCGGAAAAAGUGA
Messenger RNA from Aspergillus terreus NIH2624, 3360 nucleotides. Its product is annotated as putative SNF2 family helicase/ATPase. Gene Ontology annotation, molecular function: ATP-dependent chromatin remodeler activity; histone binding; ATP binding. Gene Ontology annotation, biological process: regulation of transcription by RNA polymerase II; nucleosome organization. The record is from RefSeq and is a predicted model, not a curated record. Lineage: Eukaryota; Fungi; Ascomycota; Eurotiomycetes; Eurotiales; Aspergillaceae. The transcript has 4 exons. Bases 1 to 3360 code for a protein of 1119 amino acids. Gene Ontology annotation, cellular component: nucleus; chromatin.